CCCGUCGCUCACCGUGUCCCUCCCGGCUGCGGGACCUCGCAGCGGCUCUGCGGGAAGCACAAGGGCCGCUCCUGACACCUGAGCGUGUCCCCCACCAUGCCGCCCCACGGAGGGGUGUUUGUGGGUCUGUGGACGCUGCUGGCCCUCAGCGCGGCCGAGAGCCCCCCAGGGUGGGCCACUCUCGCCUUUGUCUUCGAUGUCACCGGCUCCAUGUACGACGACCUGGUGCAGGUGAUGGACGGGGCCUCGCGCAUCCUGGAGCGUACGCGCAGCAGGAGCACCAAGCCCAUCAGCAACUACGCCCUGGUGCCCUUCCACGACCCAGAGGUGGGACCUGUCACCCUCACCACGGAUCCCCAGCUCUUCCAGCAGCGCCUGCGGGAGCUCCAUGUCCAGGGCGGGGGGGACUGCCCGGAGAUGAGCGUGGGGGCCAUCAGGGUGGCCGUGGAGAUCUCGCAUCCCGGCUCCUUCGUCUACGUCUUCUCGGAUGCUCGGGCCAAGGACUACGAGCAGCAGGAGGAGCUGCUGCGGCUGCUGCAGCACAAGCAGAGCCAGGUGGUGUUUGUGCUGACGGGGGACUGCGGGGACAGGAGCCACCCCGGGUACCGCGUGUACGAGCGCAUCGCCGCCACCAGCUCCGGGCAGAUCUUCCACCUGGACAAGCAGCAGGUGACAGAGGUGCUAAAGUGGGUGGAAGAGGCCAUCCAGGCUUCCAAGGUUCAUCUGCUGUCCACGGACCACGAGGAUGGUGGGGAGAACACGUGGCAGGUCCCCUUUGAUCCCAGCCUGAAGGAGGUCACCAUCUCCCUGAGUGGCCCUGCCCCAGGGAUCAGGGUCCAAGAUCCUGCAGGAAAGGUCCUGGAGAAAGGCCGAGGUCUGAGGGAGCUGCUCAGCAUCCCCAACUCAGCCGUGGUGGUGGCCCUGGAGCCCUACGAGCCAGGGACGUGGCUGGUCACGACCCGGAGCAGUGGCCGCCACUCGCUGAGGAUCACGGGCAUCAGCAACGUUAAUUUUCAAGCCAGCUUCUCCACCCAGCCGGAAUUUGACACCAGCCAGCCCGGAGAGCGGCCGGUGCAGGGUCUGCCCAUCUCUGUGCUGGUGAACUGCACCGGCCUGAGGCCGCCUGGGCGCCUGCUGGAGAUCGAACUCUUCAACACCUCGGGCCACGUGCUGGUCUCGCUGCCCGUGCAGCCCCUCCUCAACUCCUCCUCUGGCUCCACCACGCAGCUCUGGGUGGGCUCGCCCCUCUGGGUCCCCCCGGGUGACUUUCUGCUGAAGGUGAAGGGUGAAGAUGGCCAGGGCCACUCCCUGCACCGCCUCUCAGGGGUCACCUACACCAGCGUGGCCCCCGGUCUGCCUAAAGUGAACAUCUCCAGCAACAUCCAGGCUUACAACCGUGAGCCACAGCUCAUCUCCUGCUCUGCAUGGAGUGAGAUCCCCUUCCACCUGCAGCUCAGCCGUGGCAGGAGGAAGCUUGGGGAAGAGCAGCUCUUCAGGAUUUCAGGGAACAUCAGCUGGUUGAUCCCUGCGGUGUCCGAGAGUGACGAAGGCUUUUACGAGUGCACGGCCACCAGCAAGGUCGGAGUGACCCGGGCCCGUGCCUACGUCUCUGUCUCAGAGCCACCACCGCGUCUCAUCGCCCCGGGCAACAUCACGGCUUCACCGGGCCAAGACGUGGUCAUGUCCUGCGUGGUGCUGGGGGAUGUGCCCUACAACCUGACCUGGAGCUGGGAUGGGAAGGUGGCACAGCCAGGGGAUGGCAGGACCCGGCUGCUGCAGAACAGCUCCCUGGAGAUCAGCCAUGUGCAGCCAGGGGACGCGGGCCUGUACGAGUGUGCGGCACAGAGCGCCCGCGGCACUGCCACUGCCUCCCUGUGGCUCUUCAUCCAGGAGGCGCCGUGGGUGAAGGUGGACCCCAGUCCCCAGCGCUUCAGCAGGGGCCAGGAGCUGCGGCUGAACUGCACGGCCGGGGGCCACCCCCAGCCCCACACCACCUGGAGGCACUGGGGCUGGCCACUGCAGCAGGACGAGAGGGUUUUCAGGGAUGCUGAGGGCUCCCUGCACAUCAGGUCUGCUGUCCCAGAGGAUGCAGGCAAUUACAGCUGCUAUGCCAGCAGCACGCUGGGCUGGGAUGAGCAAGUGAUCACCCUGGAGUUCACUGAACCUCCUGCCAUCCUGGCAGUGACGCCCAGCCUGAAGGUGCUGGUGGGAGAGGACGUGACCCUGGAGUGCUGGGUUUCAGGGGCACCCCCACCCCACAUCGUGUGGUACAAAGGGGAGCAGGCGGUGGCGGCGUUCCCGGCGGGCAGCCAGCGGGCCGUGCUGCGGCUGCAGGCGGUGCGGGAGGAGGACGCGGGGCUCUACGGCUGCCAGGCCCUGGGCGAGGCGGGCAUCGCCCUGGACAGCACCGUGCUGCGCGUGGGCUCUGCCCCUCACUUUCCUGAACCCCUGGGUGACGUGGAGGUCAAGGUUGGGGAGAGAGUGAGCCUGCCGUGCCAUGUCGAGGGAUCUCCCCUGCCACAGGUCACCUGGUCCCGGCAGGACGGGAAGCCCGUGGUGGGCUGGCAGGGACCACGGGGUGUUUCCAGCCAGCUGGAGACUGCCCAGCUCCUCAUUGACAGUGCCUCUCUGGAUGACCAAGCCACCUACAUCUGUGAAGCCCAGAACGAGUUUGGGAAAAUCCACGCAGAGGUCAAGCUCACAGUCACUGGACAGGCCCCAGAAAUAGCCCUUGCAUCCCCUGUGGUCCGUGUGCUCCCCGGCCAGCCCGUGUCCCUGCCCUGUGUGAUCCUGGCUGGCAGCCCGUUCCCAGCCCGCCGCUGGCUGAAGGAUGGGCAGAUGGUAGCCCCAGGUGUCCGCUAUUCCAUCCGGGCUGAUGGGAGCCUGCACGUGGAGCAGGCAUCCCAGGGGGAUGCAGGGACGUUCACCUGUGAGGUGACCAACGCCCUCGGCUCGCACAGGCAGGACGUGUCCCUGGUCAUCUACGCCCCUCCCAGCAUCGAGCCUGGUCCUGUUCUGGUCACUGCCACCGAGGGAGCGGCUGUCACCCUGCGCUGCAACGCCACCGGCAUGCCCCCCCCUACUGUCACCUGGGCAAAGGGCACAGAGCCCAUUUCACUGAGCCCACGCUACCAGCUUGACCCCGAUGGGACCCUCCUGAUCCCUUCGUCGUCCCCUGGGGAUGCUGGCACCUACUUCUGCACAGCCACCAAUGCAGCAGGAUUCUCCAGCCGGGAGAUGCAGCUCUCCAUCAGCACGAGGCCCAGGAUCAGCGUGAACGGGUCACAGACAGCAGGCCCUGUCCCCGUCCUGGCUGUGCUGGGGCAGGAGACCACCCUGCCCUGCGAGGCCCAAGGAGAUCCCCCUCCCUUGGUGGUGUGGAGCCGGGAGCCCCAGCCCCUGCCCCUCGCCACCCCGAGGUUCAGUGUCCUCCCUUCAGGAUCCCUCCACCUGGCUGAGCCCCAGGUGACCGACACCGGCCUGUACACCUGCACGGCCACGAACGCCGCGGGGAACGCCUCGCUCAGCUACAGCCUGCACGUGCAAGCUCCGCCCCAGCUGUGGAUUGGUGAUGGGGAAAGCCACCUGGCAGCUGUUGCCAACACCUCCCUGAGGAUUCACUGUCACACCGUGGGCAUCCCCCCAGCCCAGAUCCAGUGGCUGAAGGACGGGCACCCGCUGGACGGGCAGGAUGGUGUGCUGGUGUCCGAGGACGGUGGCACUCUGCUGGUCACCCGAGUGGGGCUUGGUCACCAAGGGCUCUACGUCUGCCAGGGCAGCAGCUGGGCAGGGCUGGCCCAGGCAGAGGUGCAGGUUUCAGUGCAUGUGCCUCCAAACAUCGAACCCAGCGCGGUGGAUCUGGCCGUCCCCGAGAACGGCUCGGCAUCCCUGGAAUGCCUGGCCUCGGGGCUGCCUGCUCCCGCCAUCACCUGGUACAAGGGGCACGAGCAGCUCUCGGCCGGAGCAGGGCUGAUCCUGUCCGGGGGUGGGAAGCGCCUGGAGAUCCCCCGGGCCCGGCUCUCCCAUGCCGGCAGCUACCGCUGUGUGGCCUCAAACGUGGCCGGUGUGGCUGAGCUCUGGUACAGCCUGCAGGUCACUGUGCCUCCAUCCUUCUCCGUGCCAGAGCCCGAGGCCGUGUCCGUGCUAGAGGGACAAUCUGUUCAGCUGCCCUGCGAGUGCCACGGGACCCCCCUGCCCACCCUGAGCUGGUGGAAGGAUGGUGAGCCCCUCUCCACCCAGCCAGGGAGCCCCAGGCUGGUGUCCCCAGGAGGGAACGUGGUGUACAUGGAGAAGGUACAGCUGCUGGACCAGGGGACGUACACCUGUGAGUGCAGGAAUGCUGCUGGCAGCAGCAGCAAGGAGCAUCACCUGGAGGUGCACGCACUGCCCAGCAGCAGCAGCGCCCCAAGGAAGGUUUCUGUCAUCGAGGGUGGCGAGACAGUCCUGGAGUGCGAGGCCACGGGGACAGCACCACCGUGGGUGACGUGGGUGAAGGACGGGCAGCCCGUGGCUGCUGGGGACGGGCUCCUGCUUACGGAGCGAGGGAGGCGGCUGCACAUCCCCAGGGCACAGGUGGCCCAUGCAGGGCACUACACUUGCCUGGCUGCCAACGCAAAGGGGCAGGAGCAGAGGGAGUUUGAUGUUGUGGUGCAUGUUCCUCCUGAGUUCAUUCUAGGAUCAGGACUGACAACCAACCUCAGCAUUUCCCUGCAAGGAUCCCUGACGCUGACCUGCGAGGCCACCGGCAUUCCCCAGCCCAGCGUCACCUGGUUCUGGGAUGGCUCUCCUGUCACCCCCAGCGAGCACACACAAGUGCUUUCAGGGGGCUGGCUGCUCAGGCUCACCCGUGCACGAGCCCAGGAUGGUGGUCACUAUUCCUGCCUGGCCAGCAACGUAGCUGGGGAGGCCAGGAGGCAUUUCUACGUGGAGGUCCUGGUUCCUCCCCACAUUGAGAACGCGGGUGAAGAAGACACCUUCAAGGUGCCCGAGGGCCACCCUGUCACCUGGUCCUGCCUGGCUUCAGGCAACCCACAACCCAAGAUCACCUGGAUGAAAGACAACCGCCCUCUCCCUGGCACCUUCUCCAUCUCCCCUGAUGGCUCCUUGUUCCACAUCCCCCAGGCCUCCCUGGCCCAUGCUGGUCGCUACUCCUGCGUGGCCUCCAACUCUGUGGCAAAUCAGACCAAGCACUACCUGCUGGAUGUUUUGGCCAGUCCCACCUUUGCUCGAGACGAUGCUGCUGCAGAAGAAGUGACAGUGAUCAUCAACAACCCCAUCUCCCUGCUGUGUGAGGCCCUGCCAUACCCAUCUCCCAACAUCACCUGGCUCAAGGACGAGGUUCCUCUCAAGGAAUCUAGAAACAUCCUCCUGCUCCCUGGUGGCCACGGGCUGCAGAUCCUGAACGCCCAGGAGGAGGACGCGGGCACCUACAGCUGCAUCGUGGCCAGCGAAGACGGGGAGGCUGUGAAGAACUACGCUGUGAAGGUCCUGGUUCCUCCUUGGAUUGCCAGAGAGGACCCUUUGGGGGAGUUUGCAGUGAAAGAGGUGAAAACCAGGGUGAACAGCACAGUGGUGCUGGAGUGUGAGACCUGGGCUGUGCCCGAGCCGACCAUCCGCUGGUACAAGGACAAGCAGCUUCUGGAAAGCUCUGAACACAUCCAGAUCCUCAGUGAGGGGCAGGUCCUCCAGAUCCAAGCAGCUGGUGUGUCGGAUUCGGGGCACUACACCUGCGUGGCCACCAAUGCCGUGGGUGAAGAUGACAGGGACUUCAUCGUGCACGUGCAAGUGCCCCCCAUCUUCCAGCAGCAAACAGGCCCCAAAGAAGCCCUUGAGAUCUUCUAUCGGGAGGAGGACCAGGAUGGGGAGGUGACAGAACACCGACAGGCUGUCCUUGGCCAGCCCACUGCUCUGUACUGUGACACCAGUGCCAUCCCACCCCCCCAGCUCACCUGGUACAAGGAUGGGGAGCCCCUCUCCCCUGGCCUGGGGGUGCUGAUGCUGCAAGGGGGCCGGGUGCUGCAGCUGCAGGCGGUGCAGGAGGAGGACAGGGGCAGGUACACCUGCGAGGCGGCCAACGCUGCGGGGCGGGACCGCCUGCACUACGAGCUGGAGGUGCUGACUGCCCCGGCCAUCCGUGGUGGCACAGAGGACCUGGUGGAGGAGGUGAUGGCCACCAUCAAUGGCACUGUCCGCUUUGAGUGUGAAGCUACUGGGCACCCAGAGCCCACGGUGUCCUGGCUCUGGAAUGAUCUCCCCAUAGAGGCUGGCCCGCGGCACCAGCUCCUGGAGGGUGGCACUGUCCUGCAGGUGGCAGUGGUGGAGGUGGGUGACACCGGGAGUUACACGUGCAUGGCUGAGAACCCGGCCGGGUCAGCCGAGAAGCACUUUGCCCUCGCUGUGCAGGAAGCUCCCUGGAGCGUGGCUACAGACCCCGAAAAGGUCGAUGGCAUUGUCAAUGGCAGCGUCUCACUCAUGUGUGACAUCCAGUCCCACCCGGCUGCAGAGAUCACCUGGUACAAGGAUGGCCGCGUCCUGCGGCUCGCUGAGGAGGUGACUGUCACCCAAGGCUCUCGGGUGCUGCAGCUCCCUCACGUGCAGCUCUCCAGCUCGGGCACAUACACGUGCAUGGCACAGAACGUGGCCAGCCAGCAUCAGAAGAGCUUCAUCCUCACCAUCCAUGAGCCCCCAGGCAUCCAGGACCCACAGCAGGAGACGCUUGAAGCUGACAUGGGGACACCCCUCGUGCUGAGCUGCCCCGUCACUGGUGUGGCCGUGCCCACUGUCACCUGGCUGAAGGACGGGCACCCGCUGGAGAUGAGCCCAGAGCAGGGUUUGGUGUCUGGGGGUUCCCAGCUCCUGCUCAGCCCCCUCCAGCCCUUCCACCAGGGCCGAUACACCUGCCUGGGACAGGGCCUGGGGGCCGAGACACGCAAGGACUUCUUGGUGCUGGUGCGAGUGGCCCCCCGGAUCAGCAGCGCAGGGGACCCCAGCGAGCACAGCGUGCUGGAGGGCAGCAGGGUGAGGCUGGAGUGCCGGGCAGAGGGGCAGCCCACGCCCCACAUCUCCUGGCUGAAGGACGGGCAGCCCCUGGGGCUGCAGCCCCCCUCACACGCCCGGGUGUCCCCGGACGGCAGCGCCCUGCUGCUCGAGGGGCUGCGAGCUGCCGACUCCGGGGCUUACACGUGCCUGGCCCGGAACAGCCUGGGCGAGGACACGCGGCUGCACACGCUGAACGUGCUGGUCCCUCCCACCAUCGAGAGAGGAGCCGAUGACCCGGAGGUGCUCCGUGGAGUCCUGUCCGCCGCGGUGACGCUGCAGUGCUGGGCACGGGGGUCCCCUCCGCUGCACGUCAGCUGGCUGAAGGACGGGCUGCCCCUCCGCCUGUCCCCUCGUGUCACCCUGCUCUCGGCCGGGCACAUCCUCCGGAUCUCCCAGGCUCAGCUCUCGGAUGCUGGACUCUACACCUGCAUUGUCUCCAGCCGGGCGGGAGUGGCCGAUCGCAGCUUCGUCCUGCAGAUCCAGGUGCCCCCUGUCCUGGAGAGCCCCGAGAGCAGUGAGGAGCAGAUGGUGGCCCAGGGCUCCGAUGUCACUUUCACCUGCAAAGCCACCGGGUCCCCAGCACCGUCAGUGACCUGGCUGAAGAACGGAGAGCCUCUGGGGCAGCGGAGUGCCCAGGUGCCUGGUGGCCCUCAGCUGAGCCUGGUGGCCGUGGCGCCAGCUGAUGCAGGCAUUUACUCGUGCCUGGUGGUGAAUGAAGUGGGGGAGGUCAGCAAAGCCUUCCGCCUCGUGGUGAUGGAGCCACCCCGUGUCGAGGCUGGGUCCCAUCCCACUGAGAUAUCCAUCACUGUGGGCACCCCUCUAGGGCUGAGGUGUGUGGUGGCAGGUGUCCCCAUGCCCACUGUCACCUGGGAGAAGGAUGGACAGCUGCUGGCAGGGCCCUCGCUUGUGACAGGGAAUGAGAGCACCCUCCACAUUGACAGCACUGAGGUGGCUGAUGCUGGCUUAUACACCUGCCUGGCCACUAGCCCUGCAGGAGAGGACAGCAGGAGCUUCCAUGUCAGCAUCCAAGCACCCCCCAGCAUGGCCAGCGCCGGGGAGAUCCCCAUCAUCACGGCUGUGCCAGGGGGGCAGCUCCUCCUGGAGUGCCCGGAGGGUGCUGAGCCCCACGCCAACAUCGAGUGGCACCGCGAGGGCUCCCUGCUGCAGGAGGAUGCCCGCAGGCAGGUGCUGGCCCGGGGGCGUUUCCUGCAGGUCCUGGCGGUGGCUGCGGCGGAUGGUGGCGAGUACAGCUGCAGGGCCACCAGCGCCGCCGGGGACACUGACCCCCGCGUCCGGGUGCGGGUUCACGUGGCCCCGGAGAUCCAGGCGGGCCCCCAGGAGGUGAAGGUGCUGCUGAACACCUCGGCCGUGCUGCCGUGUCAGGCACAGGGGUGGCCCGUGCCCCGGGUGACGUGGCGCAAGGACGGCCAGCUCCUGCCCCUGCCCGGGAGCGACAGGCUGCAGGUCCUGCCAGGUGGCUCUCUGCAAAUUGACCCUGUCCAGGCCCAGGAUUUGGGCCAUUACCUCUGCAUGGCAUCCAGCCCUGCUGGCUCUGACCGGCGAGGCAUGGACCUCCACGUCCUGGUCCCUCCUGCCAUCACACCUGGGCCCUCCAACCUCACCCUGCUGGCUCAGCAGCCAGCCACGCUGGGCUGUGACGCCUGGGGGUCCCCUGAGCCCCACAUCAGGUGGGAGAAGGAUGGCCGUCCCCUGAGCCUGCACCUCCCACCUGGCACCUACAGUCUGCAGUCCUUGGGGUCCCUGCUCAUCUCCAGCCCUGCUCCCCGGGACGAGGGGAGGUUUGAGUGCAUCGCCACCAACGCUGCUGGAGAGGCUCGAAAGGCCUUCCUCGUGUCUGUCCAUGUGCCCCCCACCAUCGCUGAUGACCUCACGGACGUGGUUGUCACCCGGCUGUCCCCUGCAGUCCUCACCUGCUACGCCUCGGGCGUGCCCCCCCCCACGGUGUCGUGGAGCAAGGGGGGGGCUCAGCUGGGCAGCAGAGGAGGGGGCUACCGCGUCCUGCCCAGAGGAGCCCUGGAGAUCCGGCAGGCGCUGCCAGCGCACUCCGGCCGCUACACCUGCACGGCUCAGAGCGCCGCGGGCACGGCCCGCAAGCACCUCUGGCUCACGGUGCAGGAGCCCCCUGCCUUGAAGCCCCUGCCUGGCAUGGUGAUGGUGAUGAUCAACAGCAGCGUGGUGCUGUCCUGUGAGGCCACAGGUGUCCCCCGGCCGGAGGUCACCUGGCAAAAGGAUGGUGUUGGCAUCACUGGAGGGUCUGGGCUGAAGGUGCUCCCCAGUGGGCAGCUCCGUCUCCUCCGAGCAGCCCCAGAGGACGCGGGUACCUACCUGUGCAUGGCCCGCAACCCCUCGGGCACCGCUGCGGGCAGGACCCGGCUCAUUGUGCAAGUGCCCCCCAUCAUUGCCGCCGGCCCAGCGGAGCUGGUGGUCCUGGAGGGGCUGGAGGUGCUGCUGCCCUGUGCCGCCCGCGGUGUCCCCGAGCCUCGCGUGUCCUGGAGCCGGGAGGGAGCGCUGCUGCGGGGCGGGAAGGCCACAGUGCUGCCCUCCGGGGAGCUGCUGCUCCGGGAUGUCCAGGAAGGGGAUGCUGGGAGCUACUCCUGCACCGCGGUGAACUCUGCUGGCAGGGCCGUUCGCCGGCUCUCCCUCUCCAUCCACACCCUGCCCACCUUCACCCACCUGCCCGCAGACAUCACCCUGAGCCGGGGCGAGAGGCUGGAGCUGGUGUGUGCCGCAGUGGGCAGCCCCCAGCCCCGCGUCUCCUGGAUGGCCAACGGGCAGCUCGUCACUGAUGGCGCGUCGGGGCACAGCGGGCGGAGCAUCCUGCGGCGGGAGGCAGCCUCACCCACGGACAGCGGCACCUACAUCUGCAACGCCGAGAACAGCGCCGGGGCCACCAGGGCCACUGUCUUUGUCUCUGUCACAGAGGCGCCCGUCAUACAGGGGGAGGCCAGCGCCUACCAGGUGGAGCGCUCCGGAGGUGAUGUCCUCCUCGACUGCCACGCCCAGGGUCACCCGGAGCCCCUCAUCCGCUGGAGCAAGGACGGGGUGCCGGUGGUGGCCCGUGGGCGCCUGCGCCAGCUGCAGAAUGGCUCCCUGGCCAUCCGUGCUGUGGGGAGCACAGAUGCGGGGCAGUACCGGUGUGUGGCGGAGAAUGACGCGGGCACAGCAGCAAAAGUUGUCACCCUCGUUCUGCAGAGCGCCCCUGUGGUGACAGUGACCCCAGCAGAGGCGAGGGUCCAUGCUGGGCAGCAGGUGCUGCUGCACUGUGUGGUGUCAGGGGAGCCCACCCCUUCCGUGGAGUGGCAGCGGGACGGGGAGGCCCUGCCCGAGGGUCCCCACGCUCGUGUCCUGCCCAAUGCCACCCUGCUCCUGCCCUCUGUCACCCGCCGUGACGCCGGCAGCUACUCCUGCCUCGCCCGCAACGCCCUGGGCUCUGCUGUCGCCCGCUCCUCCCUGGAUGUCCGAGGGGAGCUGCACCAGGUGCAGGGCAGCCUGGUCGGUGUCAUCAAUGGCCACGAGCUCGGUGUCUCCAGCCUCGAUGCCAGCGUGCUGGGCGAUUCUCAGUCCAGCACCGCCGCCCUCCGGAGCAGCAUUGGGAGCAUUCCGCCUGCCGUAGGGCCGCUGAUGCGGGUGCUGGUGACCAUCAUCGCCCCCAUUUACUGGUCCUUGGCUCACGCCAGCGGGGCAGCCCAGAAUGGCUUCCUGCUCACGCAGGGCACCUUCCAGCACGAGUCACUGCUGCGCUUUGCCACAGGGGAGCUCCUGCGGGUCACCCACCUCGCCCGGGGCGCGGGCAGCGCUGGCGCUCUGCGGCUGGACAGCGUCAUCAGCGGCUCCGUGCCGGAGAGCUUUGGCGAUGCCGUGCUGCAGGACUUCAGCGAGCGCUACGUGCGGACGGGCGCGGGGCAGCUCUCCGGGGGCUCGGUGCAGAGCUUCCUGUGGGAUGGGCGCCUCGUCCAUGCCCACUGCAACCACACCAUCGUGUUCGACCCCCCCGUGGGGCCGCAGCCCCCCCGGGUGCAGCAGCUCCGGGCCAGAGCUGUCAGAGCCUCCUAUGACCCAGCCAAGCAAGAGCUCCGCUUCCAGCUCCGUGCCUCGCUUGAUGCAGGGGCUGACAGAGACCAGUGCCCGCUGGGCUUCAUCCCAGACCCUGGGCAGCUGUUCUGCAUGGAUGUUGAUGAAUGCACCGAGGGCUCCCAUGCCUGCCGCUACAACCAGGUCUGCCAGAACGCCGCCGGCUCCUACAGCUGCUCCUGCCCUCCCGGCUACCGCACGCUGGGCACGGGCUGGCCAUGCCUGGAUGUCAACGAGUGCCUGAAUUUCCCCCCACCGUGUGCCUUCGAGUGCCGCAACCUGCGGGGCUCCUACGAGUGCCUGUGCCCCGCUGGCAAGGCCGUGCUGCCGGGCGGACGGUGCGGCGCAGCGGGGAUGGAGGGAGGGGACACAGCGGGCAGCGUGCCCCGGGACGCUCUCCUGCGCCGGCAGGGGCCGAGCAGCCGCCCACGGGGACGAUCCUUCUACACGCAGCUUGCCUUGCGCCGCGUGGCCAAGGACGCAGCGAGGGGUGCCCGGGGCCCCCCCUGCCCCACGGGCUACAUCAGGAGGAAUGGUACCUGCACUGAUCUCGACGAGUGUCAGACACUGAACCAGUGCCAGCACGAGUGCAGGAACAGCCCGGGCAGCUACAGCUGCCUCUGCCCCGCUGGCUACCGGCUGCUGUCCAACGGGAAGACUUGCCACGAUGUGGAUGAGUGCGCGGAAGGCUCAAUCCAGUGCGGUUUGGGCCAGAUGUGCUUCAACACCCGAGGAGGUGCCCGGUGCGUGGACGUGCCGUGCCCAGCUGGGUACCGCAGAGGCUCCAGCCCAGGGCUGUGCGUGGGUCGCUGCCCCCCGUUCUGCGGCCCGGCCGGCCCCCCCACGCUGCAGUACCAGCUGCUCCCCCUGCCCCUCGGCAUCGCUGCCCGCCGGGACGUGGUGCACCUCACCCCGGCCACCGCCCUGCGCCACCGCCCCGUCUUCAGGCUGCUGGAGCAGGAGCCCGCCAGCCCCUUCACCCUGCGCACCGAGCGGGGCCAGGGCAUCAUCUCCACCCUGCGGCCCCUGCGGGAGCCCGGCACCCACCGGCUCAAGGUGCAGGCGCUGGUCCCAGACGGGCAGCGAGCACCCAGCACCUUCCUCCUCCUCAUCUCUGUCUCACCCUACCCUUACUGACACAGCCCAGGGACAGGAGGGGACGCAUUUCUCCUCCUGUCCCUCCCCACCCCAUCGGUGGGGCACGUGGCUCAGGGAAUGCUGAGCUUGUACCUCUCUGUCCCUCCCAGACACCCCUUCCCCUCUCAGCUGCAUUCCUUUCACCCAGGGCCGGGCCCUGACUCAGCAGGAGAGUCAGGAUCCCAGUGGGGGAUAAGAUGUUCCACCAAUCUCCUGCAAUCGGGUCCCAAAUCCCAGAACAAACUCAGCUUUGGAUGUGUUUGGAUGGCCUUGGCCGCUAUCAGUCCCCAAAUGUGGGGGGUGGGAAGAUGAACUGGGUGACAGUGGCCAGCAAGGGUCCCACCAGGGUGCAGGGAGGGAUUC
Messenger RNA from Motacilla alba alba, 12630 nucleotides. RefSeq names its product hemicentin 2 (gene HMCN2). Gene Ontology annotation, molecular function: axon guidance receptor activity; calcium ion binding. The coding region runs from base 97 to 12267 and encodes 4056 amino acids. Gene Ontology annotation, cellular component: plasma membrane; neuronal cell body; axon. The record is from RefSeq and is a predicted model, not a curated record. The transcript has 79 exons. NCBI's taxonomy places the organism in Eukaryota, Metazoa, Chordata, Aves, Passeriformes, Motacillidae. Gene Ontology annotation, biological process: homophilic cell-cell adhesion; synapse organization.